CGUGGGUCGCGGCCCAGCCGGGGCGGCGCGGCAGGCUGACGUCAGGGCGGGGCUGGCACUGCCCGCCGGCGGAGCGGGGCGCUGCCGGGAGCGGGGCGGCGGCGGCGGCAGAUAAAGCAACAAUGGCAUUUGUGAAGAGUGGCUGGCUGCUCCGGCAAAGCACUAUUUUGCGGCGCUGGAAGAAGAACUGGUUUGACCUAUGGUCUGAUGGCCGUUUAAUAUUCUAUGAUGAUCAGAAUCGCCAUGAUAUAGAAGAUAAAAUCCACAUGCGAAUCCAUUGCAUCAACCUCAGAGAGGGGAAUGAAUGUCGAGAUUUCCAACCUCCAGAGGGAAAGCAGAGAGACUGUUUAUUGCAGAUUGUUUGUCGUGAUGGAAAGACCAUCAACCUCUGUGCAGAAAGUGCGGAUGAUUGUUUGGCAUGGAAAAUUGCUCUUCAGGAUGCCAGAACAAACACAGGCUACGUGGGAUCUGAUGUGAUGUAUGACGAGACAGCAAUUUCCUCAGCACCUCCUCCCUAUACAGCUUAUGCUACACCGUCACCUGAGGUCUAUGGCUAUGGCUACGGUCAGUACCAUGGUGCAUAUCCCACUAUGGGUCCUCAAGUCUUCUAUGCCUCCAGUAGACAAGCCUAUGAUGUUCCCUACCAGUAUCCAUACCAAGGACCAUAUGGCCAACCCCCUGCAAACCACGUCAUCAUUCGAGAGCGUUACCGUGACAGUGAUGGAGAUCUUGCACUAGGCAUGCUUGCUGGAGCAGCGACUGGAAUGGCUCUGGGAUCAUUAUUCUGGGUCUUCUAGACUACUCAUUCCUUAUAUUUGUAGUUCCAAAAACCUUUAUUGUGUGCAAUAAUAUAUUGGCAAUGUUGUUUACUGUUAAACUUUCAAAAAUGCAAUAGUUAUUUUCUAGUAGUGACAUCUUAAUAACUGAUUCUUAACUGUCCAAAGGAGAGUUUAAAGGCACCAGUAAGUGGCUGGAAAAGGCAUAUGCUGCUCUUCAACUCUUUUCUGAUAUACUAGGAUCUGUAGGGAUAAGGAUCAAUAUGAGCACCAGUGUAACAUGGUCACAGUCAGCAGUAACCGUGUGAACAGACUGUUAACAUAAACACCAGUAGAAAGAAUGGUGUUGGGGUUUUUUGGGGGGUCUAAAAUCCAGUCUAAAUAGAAGGUUUAUAGAAGCCCUGAACUAGCAUGUAUGUACUACUGGUUUCUAAACAUCCCCUGGACAAACAUACAGCUCAGCAGAAACUCCCUGGCAUUAGGCAGUCUGCCAUGCUUAAGGACUUUUAGUUUUUAAGCUUGUCUGCAGACGGUAAUGCAUUUCCUUGGAUAGAAUCCUCUGCCUGUCUCUCACACCAUCUAGGCAAAGUUAUCUGAGCACGCAUGAAGUGAACGGCUAAGAAGCAGCAGUAGUCUUUUUUUAUUCUCCCAGAAAUGUGAAUGUCCAGUGGCAAGGAAGACCAGUAUUUGUUGUUCCAGCUCCUCUGAUCAGGGGAAAGUAAUGGAUCUUUACCUUCACAAGGGGUCUUCCUUUUCUGUAGAAGUCAGACUCCUCAGACACUGUAACCAACUGUACUGCAGAGGAAGAGGGCAUUGUUUGGUAUCUCUGCACUUAAUGAUUGCUGCAGUCUGCAGGAGAACUAACUUGAACAACCUUGUCAGAACCCCUCUGCAUGCAGUAUUAGUCAAGAGGGAAGACGCAAACAGCACAAGCAGACCAUGCAGACAGGAACUUUGAAAUCAGCUGCCUUGCCAUGGCUAGUGGGUAGUGUCUGCCUCUUCACAGCUUCCAAGGCUUCCUGAUCCAGGUUCAUUACCUACAACUAGGUUCAAGUGCAGCUGAGGCUGGGUUUGUUCCAUGCACACUUCCCCCUCACCUAUAGCAGGCUUCUUCUUCCCUUUCAUGAAUUAGGGAAAACACUCCAGGGAACCUGGUUGGCUUUGCCUUUAUGUCUGGUUCCUUACAUAGUGUGCUCCUGCAAGCUGCUGUCCUAGCUGUUGUUUGUGUUGUGGCCUGCUUCAUUAUCCUGUUGUAAUCCAUGCUGAGCUGUGCUUGGCAGAGGAAGGAAAGCUGAGAAGAAACACACAUGGCUUCCUUAAUCAGGUAAAAGAGGCAGGGUGCCCAAGAUGAAUUCUUUAUAGUAAGAGUUCUUAUUUUUAUACUUCCACUUUCAGCUUCCUGUAAUCAUACUGUUUUAAUAUGUUAAGGCUUCUUUAUAUGCUUUCAUUCAGAAGGAGAUUCAUUCCUUUGAGGUUCAGAGGCUUUCAGGUAUGUCACGAAAGAUGAAAAUAAAUGCGAAUUUGCACCCACAUAAAUUUAAAUCCAGCUCUGACCUUUUUCAUUUCACCCUAAAGCUGUUUUGGCUGUAUCCUACGUAGUUGAGCAAUAGAGGUCUUGGACAAGAAUUUGGAUAGCAGCCAGGCGGAAGCAUUAAAUUUUCCUGACUCUUAGGACCAUCUCCAACAAACUGAAAUAAUGGGAAGGAAACAGACAUAUGUUAUCUUGGCUGUAUUACUAAAUGUGAGCCUAAUCCAGGGAAUGUAAACUUUCAAGAAACUUAGGCUUAAAGCCAUAUAUCAAUGUCCAUGCUUGUCCUUUCAAAGAUUAAUAAAAGGUGCAUAUGUUCUGUCAGUGGUGUGUACUAAAAGGACUUCACUUGCUGCAGGUUUGAAAGAGAAUUAAAGCAAAAGUUUCCAACUGAUAAUCAAACUCAAAAUGAAGGAAGAGUGCUCUACUUAAGUUCUCAUAGAGGCCUGGUACCUUUGAGCUCAGAAGGAGAUGGUGACUGCCUGGAACUUUGGCGAACAAACACUUCUACAGAUUUUAAGUUUUGAGAUCAUUGAUUUUACAUCUACAGUGCUGUUUAGUUGUGCUUCACAUUAUAACCAGAUGCAGAUUGCUUCCAUCUCCUCUUCACCUUCUGUGAUAUUUAGCUUGUAAGAGGGGAAGGAAAUAAAACAAUUGAACAUAA
Numida meleagris (helmeted guineafowl) is the source of this 2968-nucleotide messenger RNA. RefSeq names its product pleckstrin homology domain containing B2 (gene PLEKHB2). The transcript is spliced from 8 exons. The record is from RefSeq and is a predicted model, not a curated record. Gene Ontology annotation, cellular component: membrane. Gene Ontology annotation, biological process: regulation of cell differentiation. Lineage: Eukaryota; Metazoa; Chordata; Aves; Galliformes; Numididae. The coding region runs from base 123 to 797 and encodes 224 amino acids.